Molecule: messenger RNA, 1856 nt
Organism: Liolophura sinensis
Lineage: Eukaryota; Metazoa; Mollusca; Polyplacophora; Chitonida; Chitonidae
Product: WD repeat-containing protein 41-like
Exons: 17
Coding region: 86-1810 (574 amino acids)
Biological process (GO): regulation of autophagy
Cellular component (GO): lysosomal membrane
Molecular function (GO): protein binding
Source: RefSeq, a predicted model, not a curated record
GGAUGGACGACAGUGAGAUCCCAAAAACGAUGUGAUGUUUUUGUCGAAUUUAGGUUAUACUUUAGGUAAUUAGGACGAUUUAAAUAUGUCAGUUCUACAGAGAUUAUGGAACAACACAGAAACAACAAAUCGGAGCACCAAACAAAAGGAUGAAGUGGAGAGCUUGUCAGAGCAGGUGUUCAACCCAUACACAGAGCUACAAGUCCUUCAGGGUCAUGGUGACAUUGUCCGCCUUCUGCUCAAAAUUGAUAACACAAGAUUUGCGUCUGCUGCUGAUGACAAUACAGCUGUAAUAUGGAAUAUUAAGACUGCUCAGAAGUCUUGUGUUCUCUAUGGCCACACUCGACCUGUGGCUUGCAUGCUACUGCUAGCGCCAUCUAGUGAGGGAUUUGAGGAUCCCAUGUUAGUGACGGGUUCAUCAGAUAAGCAGAUCAAAGUAUGGGACAUAGAGACAGGGGAAUGUGUACAGACUGUGUUAGACCACAGCAGCUCUGUCAGGAGUCUGUUGUCACUGGAAAAUGGAUCACUUUUCUGUUCGGGAGGGAAAAAGUUGUGUGUUUGGACGAGAAAAGGGCAGUUGCUAAGUUCGACAUUGUCGCUUAAUGAUGAGGAUAUUAAUUUGAUGAUAGCCACAAAGAACAAUCGAGUAGUGACAGCGGCAGACAAGCAGUUGUGUGUCUAUUCUGUUGUGAAAAUAAUCACCUCACUGACGUCCAAUACGGACUGUUCAUACGAGGUAACUCUGGUGAAGAAGCUGCCUCCUCACCGUGAAGCCAUUCGUUGUCUGAUUAACGUGUCAGAUGCUUCCUUUGCAAGUGGCUCCAUAGAUGGCACCAUCAUUUUGUGGACAACACAAACACUAGCGCCCUCUAGGUACUUCAACUCCAUCCCAGACUAUCAAGGGAGGGAACACCUGUAUCCAUACAGCAUCCAGCACAUGAUAUGUAUUGAUGAGAGGUACAUUGUGGCAGGAAUAGGUUCAGGCUUCUGUGUGUAUGACACAGUGUGUGGAUCAGUGCUGAUGACCAAAGCAAAGGCACAUUACUCUAAAAUACUCUUCGUGGGCUUUGUCUGGGACAAUACCUUCUUGGUGACAUGUUCAGAGGAUGGCUCUCUCCGACUGUGGGGACACAGCCAGACACUACAGCUGGCUCAGCUUGACACCAGUAAACACGGGGACAAUGUCCUCUCACGAUUUACUGGCUACAGUCUGUGGGGACACAGCCAGACACUACAGCUGGCUCAGCUUGACACCAGUAAACACAGGGACAAUGUCCUCUCACGAUUUACUGGCUACAGAUACUACAGCUGGCUCAGCUUGACACCAGUAAACACGGGGACAAUGUCCUCUCACGAUUUACUGGCUACAGGUAAGGGCUCUGAGGAUGGCUGUCUCAGUCUGUGGGGACACAGCCAGACACUACAGCUGGCUCAGCUUGACACCAGUAAACACGGGGACAAUGGCUCUGGGGAUGGCUGUCUCAGUCUGUGGGGACACAGCCAGACACUACAGCUGGCUCCGCUUGACACCAAUAAACACGGGGACAAUGUCCUCUCACGAUUUACUGGCUACAGCAUUGACUACCUUCGCCACUGUAGAGCAGAGGAUUACCUGAUGGAGUUACAGCUGAUGGGGGAGUGUCUGGGGCAUUCAGGGGCAGUACAGAUGUUUUUGGAUUAUGGCACUCAUGGAGUGGUCUCCUGCGGCGUGGACAGUUUGAUUAUUGCCUGGAAGAAUGCAGAAAUUCAGAGCUUGAACAGAACCGACCUUCUGCGAGAAAUGCUGAUGGGAGCAGCAGGAAUUGUCUAGUGUGGAUACCAGUGGACCACAGACAGAUCUAGUCAUUGUUGUACAU